AUGGAGUUUAUUAAAGAGGAGAGUGAAGACAUGAAGAUUGAAGAAACAUUCAGAGUCAAACAUGAAGAUACUGAGGAACAAACAAAGAUGGAGUUUAUUAAAGAGGAGAGUAAAGACAUGAAGAUUGAAGCAUUCAGAGUCAAACAUGAAGAUACUGAGACACAAACAGACCUGAUGGCGCUGAAAAAGGAGAGUCAAGAACUGAAUGAAACUCAAGAGAAAGAUCAAAAUGAGAAACAGCUGGAUUUCAAAACUGAAGAAGAAUCGAUUGGUUGCUCACAGACUGAAAAGACUUCCUCACCUAAAAAUGCUCAAAAAACUACAAAUCUUGAUUCCCACUUAAGAAAUCAUGCUGGAGAGAGACCUUACACCUGCCAACAGUGUGGACAGGUUUUCAAUCAAAAAAGAAGCCUUAAAGUCCACAUGAAGAUUCAUUUUGAAAAGAAACAGUUCAUAUGCACUCAGUGUGGAAAGAGUUUUACACGGAACUAUUACCUUACUGACCACAUGAAAAUUCACACUGGAGAGAAACCCUUCACCUGCAAACAGUGUGGGAAGAGCUUUACACAGAAAAGUCAACUUAAUGUCCACACGAGAAUUCAUACUGGAGAGAAACCCUUCACCUGCAAACUGUGUGGGAAGAGUUUCAGACUAAAUGCAGAGCUCAAGACUCACAUGAUAAUGCACACUGGAGAGAAACCUUACACAUGUAGUCAGUGUGGGAAGAGUUUCAUACAAAAUAGUCAACUUAAAGUUCACAUGAGAAGUCACACAGGAGAGAAGCCUUUCACCUGCAAACUGUGUGGGAAGAGUUUCACACUAAAUAGAUAUCUUAAGAAUCACAUGAUUAAUCACACUGAAAAGAAACCAUUCACAUGCUCUCAGUGUGGAAAGUGUUUUACACAGAAAAGAGCCUUUGAUGCCCACAUGGUAAUUCACACUGGAGAGAGUCCUUUCACCUGCGCUCGAUGUGGAAAGAGUUUCCGACUAAAAGAAAACCUUCAGAAUCACAUGAGAAUUCACACUGGAGAGAAGACAUUUGAAUGUCAAUGUGGAAAGAGCUUUACACAGAAAAAACGCCUCGAUACCCACAUGAGAGUUCACACUGGAGAGAAGCCUUUUACCUGUCCUCAGUGUGGGAAGAGUUUCACAAUAAAACAAACCUAAAGACUCACAUUAGAAUUCACACUGGAGAGAAUCCAUUCACAUGUGAUCAGUGUGGACAAAGUUUCAGAUAUAAUGCAAACCUUAUUACUCACAUGAAGAUUCACUCAGAGAAGAGUUUUAAAUGUCAUCAGUGCGAAAGG
Molecule: messenger RNA, 1307 nt
Organism: Cyprinus carpio (common carp)
Lineage: Eukaryota; Metazoa; Chordata; Actinopteri; Cypriniformes; Cyprinidae
Biological process (GO): regulation of transcription by RNA polymerase II
Cellular component (GO): PcG protein complex; transcription regulator complex
Molecular function (GO): DNA-binding transcription factor activity, RNA polymerase II-specific; RNA polymerase II cis-regulatory region sequence-specific DNA binding
Source: RefSeq, a predicted model, not a curated record